AUGUUCUCCUUCGCCCAAAAGUCACUCUGGCAGUUGCCGCCCAACUCGGGGCCGCCAAUUCCUCAACAGGAACUUGUUGACGAAGAAGUUUGCCCUAACUACAAUUCGGCGGCUUUCUACCCAGCAAAGCCGGGGGAAGUACUCGCUAAGAAGUUUCAACUGCUUGUCAAAAUCGGAUGGGGUUCACAAUCAACCGUGUGGCUCGCCAGAGACAUUUCCAGACUCAAAUGUCAAUCUGAAAAUACAGUGGCCCUGAAAAUAAUUAACAGUAGCAACGCUGACGAUGCUCGUCAUGAGAAGGCGAUUGAAACCCAUAUUACCCAGCAACAUCCAGGGCAUCGUGGCUGCGUAAUUCUACGGACAUGCCUGGAUGACUUCGAAGUGACUGGUCCGGAAGGAACGCACGUGUGUCUUGUGUACGAGCCGAUGAGAGAGCCUCUCUGGAUUUUACAAAGGCGUUUCGUUGACUGCAAGAUUCCUUUGCCCAUUGCGAAGGCCUAUAUCUAUUUCCUCCUUGUUGGUCUUGAUUAUCUUCACUCGGAAUGCAAAGUCGUCCACACAGAUUUAAAGCUGGGGAAUAUCCUCAUGAGCUUUGAAAAUGAACACAUUCUCACCGACUUCAUUAAGCGACCACAACCAAUGCAAUUCAAGGUUGAUAACGAGAGUGGCCGGACUGUCUACCGCUGCCAUAAUGACUUCGGUGCUCUUGACGGGAGAGAAAUCAAGAAUAUGGUUCCCAAAAUAGCCGAUUUCGGGCUCGCAACAAGAUUGGACAGGCCAUCUACCCGGUUUGGAAUGGUAGCAGAGCAACUGGGCAUUUAUCCUAUCCAACCGGACUAUUACCGUGCUCCGGAGGUAAUCCUUGGCUGCGGUUGGGAUUUCAAGGCAGAUAUUUGGAACUUUGGUGUGCUGUUGUGGAAUAUCCUUGGGAACCAGGAAUUGUUCCAGCAGGUACACAAUACAAACGGCCAAUACGACGCAAAGUCACACCUCGCGGAAAUGAUCGCCUUACUCGGCCCUCCCCCCGGAGUAUUACUCGCGAAAUCAAAGACCAUGUCAGAGCACAACUGGCCACAGCCUGUCAUGAACGACACUGGAGCACUCUGCAAUAAUGCUCAAGAAUUCUUUGGUGGCCCCUUCUUUAGCGCAGAAAAUAAAUUCCGCUAUAAUGAAUUGAUCCCGUCCAGACGUUUAAAGGAUACAACCCCGUUCCUCGAAGAAAAUGAUCGGGAGGCAUUUCUAUCUUUUGUUCGAGAUAUGCUCACCUGGCUUCCGGAGAAGAGGAAAACAGCUCGCGAACUGAUGAAUCAUCCGUUUCUCAAACUUGGUGGGUGA
Messenger RNA from Penicillium roqueforti, 1335 nucleotides. Its product is annotated as putative serine/threonine-protein kinase. Gene Ontology annotation, biological process: protein phosphorylation; regulation of mRNA processing; spliceosomal complex assembly. The record is from RefSeq and is a predicted model, not a curated record. The coding region runs from base 1 to 1335 and encodes 444 amino acids. The transcript has 5 exons. Gene Ontology annotation, molecular function: ATP binding; protein kinase activity. Lineage: Eukaryota; Fungi; Ascomycota; Eurotiomycetes; Eurotiales; Aspergillaceae.